This is a messenger RNA of Ipomoea nil (Japanese morning glory), 5108 nucleotides long. RefSeq names its product protein SCAR3. Lineage: Eukaryota; Viridiplantae; Streptophyta; Magnoliopsida; Solanales; Convolvulaceae. Gene Ontology annotation, molecular function: protein kinase A regulatory subunit binding; Arp2/3 complex binding. Gene Ontology annotation, biological process: positive regulation of Arp2/3 complex-mediated actin nucleation; actin cytoskeleton organization. Bases 321 to 4805 code for a protein of 1494 amino acids. Gene Ontology annotation, cellular component: cytoskeleton. The record is from RefSeq and is a predicted model, not a curated record. The transcript is spliced from 9 exons.
CUACUGAAGAAUGGCUUCAAGAGUUGGCGAUGCCUUCUUCUUUCUCUCUUUGCUCCCUCUCUACACUGCUCUCUGCAUUUUCUCUCUCUAGAACUCCCAUACGCAUCACCUUUCUCUCUCUCUCUCUCUGUCUGUAUAUCGGUCGCUCUCUUGUCAGCUAAGCUGCCUCAAUCCUCAACUAAUCUCCACUUCCAUGGCCUCCUAAUUCCUUCAUUUAUUACACUCCUUUUUGUCCAUACUGUAUUUAUGCGUCUUUCUUCAUCGCAUUGCGUUACCAGUAGGUGCGUAGAAAUCUAGAGGGGGAAGUGAAGACUGAAGAGAUGCCGCUGGUGAGAGUUGGCGUGAGGAAUGAGUUCUCGCUGGGGGCGACGGAGUUGUACAGGGAGGCCGACAAGGAGGAUCCGAAGGCGGUGCUCGACGGCGUCGCCGUCUCUGGACUCGUCGGCAUCUUGCGCCAGCUCGGCGAUCUUGCUGAAUUUGCAGCAGAGGUCUUUCAUGGUUUGCAGGAGCAAGUUACGAUUACGUCCUCUAGAAGCCAUAAGCUGAUGGCUCGUGUGCAACGUAUUGAAACUGCACUUCCUUCACUUGAGAAAUCAAUACUAGCGCAACAAAGUCACUUGCAUUUUGCUUACACAGCUGGUUCCAAUUGGCAUACUCGUAUUCAUUGUGAAGAAAACCAUUUUAUAUACAGUGAUUUGCCCAGGUUCAUUAUGGAUUCCUAUGAAGAAUGCCAUGGGCCCCCACGCUUGCACCUGCUAGACAAAUUUGAUGCUGGUGGUCCUGGAUCUUGCUUAAAAAGGUACUCUGAUCCAACUUUCUUUAAGAGAGCAUCCGCUGGUUCUGAUGAAGCAUAUCUUGAGAAAGUCCUAAAAGAUAAGAAAGGUCGAAAAAUUAAGAAAAAGAGAUCGUGGCAAAAGAACAGAGAAGUAUCACGUGGUGCAUCAUCAUUAUCCAAUUAUAGUAGCAGAAUGGAAUCACGAAAGUUUGAUGGACAAACUUCCCCUUCCCAGAGAAUAUCAACUAAUGGUGAAGCCAUGUUAAAAUCUGACCUUCAGGAGCUGUCACAUUCUUUUGAUUCUAUAUAUGGAUCUGCACGUGAAGAAGGUGUUUCAUGCCCAAGUUCUUUGAUGCACCCUGAUGAAGACAAAGCUAAGGAGAUGUCAUCUCUGUUAAAGAGUCACCAUGAUGAUUCCUUAGACUACUGCUCUUUUGAUGAGAAAAGUGGUGAUAAUAGUGUCAGUAUUAGUUUAUCACAAGAGCAAAGUGACCAUUUAUCAUCUCAUGCCACAUGGAAUAAGCAGGGACAACCUGAAGAAGACGAUUCUAGACAGUCAUUCUCUAAUUCAUUACAGAUGUACUCCAAUGGUUCCCUUGAUUCUGCUCAUCCUGAUGAAAAAAGUGAUGUAUAUGGUGAUAUUAGUAAUGGCUAUUCAGAGGAACACAAUAGUGCCACAUGGAACGGAAAGACACAACCUGAAGAGGAUGAGUCUAGACUGUCAUUCUCUGCUCCAUUACAUUCCAAUGGUUCCCUUGAUUAUGAUAUUCCUGAUAAAAACAACAAUGGGGAUGCAUGUGUUGAUGUUGGGAAUGGCUUAUCAGAGGAACACAAUGCCUACAUUUUAUAUUCUGUUACUCGGGAUGAUAAUGCAAGACCUUUUGAGCUGGCGUCCAAAGAAUCCUUAUUUUCCCCAUCACAGACGAAUCAAGACAAUGGUAUUGAUGUUGCUUCCCCAGAUGAAAAGAUUUGGGUUGUAUCUGAUGAAACUGGAAGUGAUUUCUCUCAGAACCAAACAUGUUCCAGUCCAUCUUUCACUACUUUGCAUAGAAAGAUGGACACAUUGGAAACUACCCCACAGAAGUGUGAUGAUGUUGAGAAUGUAGAAACACAUUCUGCAAAUGUAUGUGCAGAUGCUAAGAUAACAGCUGCUGUUACUCUUAACUCUGUUGAGCAAAUAGAUAUUCUAUUGGAGAGGAAGAAUAAGGAAGAUACUACUGAUUUUGGUUCCCAAGAUGAUAACAUUUGGGUUGUAUCUAAUGAAACUGGAAGCAAUUUCUCUCAGAAGCAAACUUGUCCCUAUCCAUCUUGCAGUACUUGGGAUAGAAUGAUAGACACAUUGGAAACUACCCCACAGAAGUGUAAUGGUGAUGAAAAUUUAGAAACACAUUCUGAAAAUGCAGGUAAAGAUGCUGAGAUAACAGCUGCUGUUACAGUUGACACUGGUGAUCAAAUAGACUUGCUUUUGGAGAAAAUGAAUCAGAGAGAUUCCGUUGAUUUUGCUUCCCCAGAUGAAAAGAGUUGGGUUGUAUCUGAUGAAAUUGGAAGUGAUUUCUCUCAGAAACAAACUUGUCCCAUUCCGUCGUGCAGUACUUCGGAUAGAGAGAUGGACACAUUGGAAAUUAUCCGCCAGAAGUGUAAUGGCAAUGAAAAUUUAGAAACACGUUCUGCAAAUGUAGGUACAGAUGCUCAGAUAAGAGCAGCUGUUCCUCGUGGCACUGUUGGGCAAAUAGUUUGGCUGCUGGAAAAUAAAAAAAUGCAAAUGUCAAACUAUGAUGAUGUCCCAUUUGAUGACAUUGACAGUGAAACUGACAAUUUUGUGGAUGCACUUAACACCAUUGAGUCUGAAUCUGAAAGUGAUUUAGAUUGUCAAACAAGAAAACAGUUGGAUCUAGACUCUUAUUUGAAGACCAAGGUAGUAGAGGAUGCUAUGCCUGAAGUCAUAGCUAAGUAUGCUGAUAGCCUCUCGCCUAAUUUGACAUCUGAAGCUGGUGAAAUUCCUGCUGGAAAAGAUAUUUUUGGGGAUUACUCUAGUGCAGUGCCCAGCGAUCAUGAUUCUGCAGCUUGCGUUUCCUUGGACAAGGUAACAUGUGAAGAUGCUUUCCACUUGAACACCUCAGAAUGUAAUGCCCACUUAGAGUCUCCACAGGUAUCUAAAGGAACUGUAAAAUCGGUACUUGCACAUGGUAAUUUAAAUGAAAAUGGUGAUGUUCUUGAGACGACAGAUGUAGAAUCAGUUAGCAAGUUGUCAUCAUCAGUCUCUAGGGAGAAUGGUGCAGGAGUGAUCAAUAAGGUCAUAUGCCCUGAGCCUCCAAAACCUCCCCCUGAACCUUCUGGUGUCACGUCAGUAAAGUUUUGGACAAAUGGUGGCUUGCUAGGACUUGAGCCCUCAAAACCUCCGGACAGUGUAUUAAAAGCUGUUAGUCAAGUUUCUACAACGACUCAAGAUGAUACAAUUGGCACUCCAAGACAAAAUAAUGGUCCUGUGGAUGAAAAGCAUGCCAGAACAUGUGUGACAGAGAAUGGCCUAAAAAAUAGGGAAGAAAGUCAACACUCUAUGAGGUACCAUGAUAAUCAAGAUGGUGGUGUCUUUGUUACGAAAACAUCCUCAAGAUAUUCAUCAGUUGAUUUAGAUGCCAGAGUAGAGAAAUCAAAUCACUCAUGUCAUCCGAACAACAUAAACAGUCCCCCAGAUAGUCAUUUUAAUGAGUCUGAUACAGUGCCAUCCGGAACUGUACUACCAGUUGCUCCUGAUUCCCUACGUACUAGCAUUGGUCAAGAGAAUGUUAAUAAUUCAUCUAGGAUACUUACACUUGGAAAUAGAUUGCUUGUAAAUGGUUUUCAGCGGAAAUUAUCACUUGGUUGGGAGAACAACUCCAAUUCUGCCAGCUCCAUGACUUCCGGGGUUUCAGAACAGAAGAAUCACUGUGAAAAUGUUACAGCUAGAACAUUCUCUCAGAAGACUAUUGAUCUUUCUGGAACUGGCUCUCCAAUUAUGUCACCCUCUUGGUCACCACCCCUUGGGCAUAUGAAAAUAUCUUUCCAGCCUGUAGAUGGCUUUGAGACUCAUAAGUUGAAACUCAGAUUUCCUGAUAGGGGCACAAGGCAAGAAAGUGGCAGUGAUAUGUUUCCAUCCUUCCAGCUGGUACCUGAUGCUGCUAUUCCCUUGCAUGACAUGAGUUCAGACUCCGAUAAUGACACAUUUUGCAGAUCAUCUCCCUACGCAUCGGAUGAUUGUCUCAGUCAUCAGUCAGAAUCAAACUCAGAGCAGUGGGAAUCUGGUGAAUCUUCCAGUACAAAGGACCAUGAAGUAUAUGAUGCUUUACGGAGAAUCUCAUUAACAGAGUCUACUUCAACAUCAUUUGAUAAUAGGCUAAUCACCCAGGAGGAACUAUAUGAUAGUGGUGGAGGUCAAAUACCAUUUUCCGAACAUGGCUUUGAACAAUCACCAUCUGGUUAUUUUUAUGACCUCCCUAUUCUGGAGACACUUAGACCUCCAGUUAAGCAAGAAUCAGGAAAUUGUUCCACCUCACAAUCUCUUCUACAACGACAUUCCCCAAAGCAACCUAUGCCACCACCUCCAUCCGUCCCACCACAGAGAUGGCAGCCUAUGAGAUCAGUUUCUGAUCUGACAGAUGGUAGGGAAGGUUCUUUACCUGAAGGCCUUAAUUACACAGUUGAUAAGAAACUUCAGGCAGCUACAAUCUUGCAUCAACCUAAGCCUGCCCCGCUUAAUCAGGAUCAAGUUAUUGAGCCUGCAUUUGGAUUGAAAAGCAAGAGGUUGGACCUGCAACAGAUUGAUGUGCGAAGAGUAGCCUCUCUGCCUGCAAAAGGAAAGGAAAUGGAAGAGAAGGAAGACUUCCUACACCAGAUCAGAACAAAGUCAUUCAAUCUCAGACCAACGGUUACCGCAAAACAAACCCAAGCAACUGGGCUUCCAACAAGUGUGAGUGCAAUUCUGGAGAAGGCAAACGCAAUCCGUCAGGUUGUUGGAAGUGAUGGAGAAGACGAUAAUUGGAGUGAUACUUAAAAUCUUCUUCCGGCAUGAUCCUGUGAAUUCUCCACAGAGCCUCCGUGUAGCUUUAGUGUCCAGAGUUAGGUGAGCCUAUGUAAUACACAUGGGAAUAAGCAGUUCUUUGUAAUUAUAUUUGUAGGAUUAUUUGUUUUUAUGCUGCUGAGGUAUUUCAUCUUCAUCCUUGUAGUCCUAUGUUGUAAACAUAUGAGUUCAGUUCAAGUGUGCCGAGUCAAGGCUGCACUUUGGUCCGUUCAUUUAUAUUGCAAAGCAAUUUCUUUCCUUUACAUUUAAUAAUCAAUGCGUUUUUCUUGAGUCUUA